AGCAGCAGCAGAAGUGCUGUAGGAGAGCUGGUGUGUGACGGUCGCAGUCUCUCUCUGCAGUAGAAAGGAAACGGACUGAGGAGGCUGAGCUCCACAUUUGAGCGGCAGAACUCAUCGGGACCAACUCACUCAGGAGAGGAGAGCUUGUGCGUAAAGACGCACGUUACGAGCUAUCCAAGAGAGGACUCUGAAUUACGAGGCACGUUUUUGUCACUCUCUAUCAAUCUCUCUCUUGUUCUCGCACAUCAUCGGAUCCCUUUUUAACAUUUUUUAUAGCGAGAAAGGACAUUUUUUGUACUCGCAAAUCCACUUUCUCGCUCCGUGUUUGGUUUUCUUUCUCUCCAUGGAUUUAGCCCUCUGAGCGGCCGGCUGCAGUGGACUUUGCCCAGGAGGGGGAUCACCAGCCGAGCCCGGCAGCUGUCGUUCAUGUUCCAGGGGGCUUUUUUUGAUGGAUUUAUAACUUUGUUUUCAGCCGGAUACACAGCAGCUAAAAGACACAGAUACACAUUUUGGGAAAGGAUACAGAGCUCCAAAUGAGGAUUUCAAUAUUCAGUCGUAUCGACCGGGACAAGAAGUGAUUCCCCCGUGGUGCCAGUCAUCAGGCCGGGAGGAAAGGAUUCAGAUUGAGAGACUUUGUGGGUUUCUGAAGUUUCCAAUGCCAGGGGCCGGAGUGUGAGGCCACUUCACGGCUUCCAGAGUUUAUUUCUACCUUUUUCAAUCAGAAGACAAACGUCAAGAAGAUGGCGAGGAUCUGCACGUUCUGCAUUCUCCUGCUUUGUUUGGUGGACAAACUGUCGGCCAGGGCCAUUGAGGAAGGAAGGACUAAAGAACUUCGGGUCUCCAGGCCUCUGAUCUUACCAGGUUACCCAGAAAACACCACAGGGGUGGUGGGUGGUCAAGCGAAGCUGGUGUGCAAAGUCCACCGGCCGGUGUCCACCAAGGUGCAGUGGCUGAAGACAGAGGCUAGCCAGGGAGGACCGCCUCGGCUCAGGGCUCUGACGGCCCUGCAGAGCAACGGGUCCAAGGUGAACACUUUGCAUCUGUCCAACAUCACUCUGGAGGAUGCAGGAGAGUACAUCUGCAUGGCUGAGAGCACCCACGGAGGACAGACGGUACAGGCCAUGCAGACAGCGUGGCUCGAGGUCCUGCCGGGUACCAUCAUUUCCCAGACUGUGGACCUGACGGCUGCUGACAUCCCAUCAGAUGUUCUCGAGGACCUGAGUGAAGACACCACAGAACAUCUCCUGUUAGAGCCGGGAAACGUCCUGAAACUGCGCUGCGACACAAGCACUCGGCCAGGCAUGGCAGUGAACUGGUACAAGGAAGGAGCCCGAGUUCUGCCCACGCCGCGCAUCCAGAUGCGCAGUGCCAUCAUGGAGAUCACAGACGUGACAUAUGAGGACUCUGGCGUUUAUGUUUGUGUUCUAAGGGGCUCCAAAGAGCCUGUGAGGAACUUCACCAUCACUGUGGCAGACUCGCUGGGGUCGGGGGACGAUGAUGAGGACAAUGGCUUGGAAGACUCAUCGGCUGAGAUCGAAAACGACCAGGUUUACUUCUCCAGAGGUCCCUACUGGACACACACCCAGCGCAUGGAGAAGAAGCUGUAUGCUGUCCCAGCAGGCAACACGGUGAAGUUUCGUUGCCCGGCCAUGGGCAGUCCCAUGCCGAGCAUCCGCUGGCUCAAAAAUGGACGUGAAUUUAGAGGAGAGCACCGCAUCGGAGGCAUCAAGCUGAGACACCAGCACUGGAGCCUGGUGAUGGAGAGCGUCGUGCCUUCGGACAGAGGAAACUACACCUGCGUGGUGGAGAACAAAUAUGGCUCCAUCACUCACAGCUACGUUCUCGAUGUCCUGGAGCGUUCCCCACACCGGCCCAUCCUGCAGGCCGGUCUACCAGCCAACACCACAGCAGUGGUGGGCAGCGACGUUCAGUUCCACUGUAAGGUCUACAGCGAUGCCCAGCCUCACAUUCAGUGGCUCAAACACAUAGAAAGGAACGGCAGCCGAUAUGGCUCUGAUGGGACGCCCUACGUUCGGGUCCUCAAGACCGGCAGUCUGAACAUGUCAGAGGUGGAGGUGCUCUAUCUGUCCAAAGUUACCAUGGAGGACGCAGGAGAGUACACCUGUCUAGCUGGAAAUUCAAUUGGAUUUGCGCACCAGUCCGCCUGGCUCACUGUCCUCUCAGAAGAAGAAGCAGCGGAUGCUAUGGACACCAUGGAGACCAAGUACACCGACAUCAUUAUCUACGCCUGCGGUUUUCUAGCUCUGAUCAUGGCCAUCGUCAUCGUGGUGUUGUGCCGAAUGCAGGUCCACCCCAGGAGGGAGCCGUUUGACGCCCUCCCUGUUCAGAAGCUGUCCAAGUUUCCUCUUCGCAGACAGUACUCAGUGGAGUCCAACUCAUCAGGGAAGUCCAGUGCGUCUCUGAUGAGGGUGGCUCGCCUCUCAUCCAGCUGCUCCCCGAUGCUGGCCGGAGUCAUGGAGUUUGAAUUGCCGUACGAUCCAGACUGGGAGUUCCCCCGAGAGAAUUUAACGUUGGGCAAACCUCUAGGAGAAGGCUGCUUCGGUCAGGUGGUCAGAGCUGAGGCCUACGGCAUCAACAAGGACUCUCCGGAUCCUUCCUCUACAGUGGCGGUUAAGAUGCUCAAAGAUGACGCCACAGACAAAGAUCUGGCAGACCUCAUCUCGGAGAUGGAGCUGAUGAAGGUGAUGGACAAACACAAGAACAUUAUCAACCUGCUCGGAGUCUGCACACAGGACGGCCCUCUGUAUGUGCUGGUGGAGUACGCCUCAAAAGGCAGUCUGAGGGAGUACCUGCGGGCCCGGAGACCCCCAGGCAUGGACUACACCUUUGAUGUGACCAAGGUGCCCGAGGAGCAGCUCACCUUCAAAGACCUGCUGUCCUGUGCCUACCAGGUGGCCCGAGGGAUGGAGUACCUGGCUUCUAAAAGGUGCAUCCACAGAGAUCUGGCCGCCAGAAACGUUCUGGUGACGGAGGACAACGUUAUGAAGAUCGCAGACUUUGGCCUGGCCAGAGGAGUCCACCAGAUCGACUACUAUAAGAAAACCACCAACGGACGGCUGCCGGUGAAGUGGAUGGCACCAGAGGCUUUGUUCGACAGAGUUUACACACACCAGAGCGACGUAUGGUCGUUUGGCGUUCUGAUGUGGGAGAUCUUCACACUGGGUGGCUCACCGUACCCCGGUAUCCCCGUUGAGGAGCUCUUCAAGCUGCUGAAGGAGGGACACCGCAUGGACAAACCCUCCAAUUGCACACAUGAACUGUAUAUGAUGAUGCGUGAGUGCUGGCAUGCUGUUCCCACCCAGAGGCCGACCUUCAAACAGCUGGUUGAGGAGCUGGACAGAGUGCUGCUGUCCAUCUCUGACGAGUACUUGGACCUUUCGACGCCCUUCGAGCAGUACUCCCCAUCAUGCGAAGACACGUCCAGCUCCUGCUCAUCCGACAACGACUCUGUUUUCACCCACGAUGCCUUGUCCACCGACCCCUGCCUCCUGGGCUACCAGGACGUGCGCUCCCGGAUAGACAUAAAGACAGCGCUCCGAUAGACUUCCAACUGAAGGCACCCACACAUACACAAACACAACACUAACACAUCCACUGGUGGCCAUAUUGGAGGUCCACAGCUGCAAAGUUAAGUUAUCCUCAUGAAGUUUUCCUCUGAACCUCCAUUAUGGCACCAGACGAAGCCUUUAGAUAUAGAGGGGCAUUUACACACACACAGAAUUACAUGGAUGCACGUGGAGCACUGAGGCCGGUGGGCUUCAUCACAUGGUGAAGGUUUGAAGAAAAACAUUUCAUCGUGGGCAGAAGAAGACAAACAAAAUGUGGUACUUUCAGCUCUGGCUCUGUGCCCAAGAACAGCUGUAAACGUUGGAAAACUGUGGCACUAAACACAACAGAAAAAGACCCUGGUACUCAAAAAUGCCCCGAAAUGCUUUCUUUCAUCAUCAGAGAGGCGAAGGACAAUGAUCUCCUCACACAACCCAAAACCAGGGCGUGAAACCUCUGUGAUAAAGACAUUUUUAACAUAAAAAAAGAUUUAUUUUGCUAUGAUAAAAAAGAAGAAACUGAUUGUUAAAUAUAAAUCUCUCUAUAUAAGAUUAUUUUACUUUUGUGUUGCUUAUUUAAAAAAAAAGGUCUUAAAUCUCAGGAUCUCUUGUGCUAAGAAGUUGCUGUAGCUGCAGCAAAGUGCCUGAAUUUACGAUUUCCUGUGAAUAUAUUAGAAUAUUAAAAUAUUGUAUGUACAUAUCAACAGCAGAUAGACGAUUGCCUUUUAUAAAUUAUUCUGAAUGACACGAAAAUGAAGGUUAUUUGAGGGCGAAAGGAGAGAGGAAUUGAAUCAUUUCAACGUGCCAAACCUGUCGCAGCUGUUUUCAUGUUCAAGUUUCACUCCAAAAUAUUCCAAUGAUCUCCCAAAUUAAAACAUAAGUCACCCCUAAAGUCAUGCCUAAACAGUGGAUGCUACUUUUGUAAACAUUUUUGAAAAACAAGCCUGUAGUUUGAUCAACGCACAAAAUAUUCAUUUUCUGACUCAAACCUCAAAAUUUGUGUGGUCAAAAAAUGAUGGACUGGACUUUUAAAGAUGCCUUACUGUUGGAAAUUUUGGAAUGAAACCCUCUGUUUGUCAUUUUUAAGUAAAUCUGCUUCGACCUCCAGCCCAGGAAAACAAUUUGUGGUUUAAAUACCAGAAGGACUUCCAGUUCUUGUAGCUCUUGUUGGACGAAAACCACCAAAAAUGUUUUCACUGUAAUGCAUUUCUUUUUGAACAAAGUCUCAAAGGUCACAGGACUCGUUUACGUGUUCAAACAACUAGUAAACUUUUGAGUCGUGGUCUUCCUCUAACAACAGCUUUGCUCUUCCAGUCUACAUGAUCGCUUUGUCAGAGACAGUGCGUCCAGGGCAAGGACUCGACCUCAAAAGGAGGACUGAUGACUCGGCCUUGGGGACUCUGUUGGGGAGCUGGCCCAAGCCCACUGUCACUACUGACAAGGAGAGGGGGGUACUGAAUGUGAAAGCCAGUGUGAUUGAUUUCAAAUAGAGGAGAAUGGGGAGGGAGCCUCCUUUGUCUGGCUGUAACCCUUCACCCAGCCCAAUCUGUUGGCGAGGGGUCCUCAGGUCCGCAGCCUGGCUGGACAAUGAAGGCUUUGCAGGCUUAAUGGGUGUGACUACGGACCAGAGGGAGUUUUGGGGGGGGUUGGUGGUGGUGGUGUGGGGAUAGCUUGGGCUUGUGUGCAAAUGAAGAGGCUCUUAUUAUGUUAAUGUGUCCUCUUCUCUCCCAAACGCCCCUAUCUUUAUCCCCACAGCCACCAUCUUUUAAAUUACAAAUCUUAAUUCAGAUUCGGGACCAGCUGCAGAAAAUUCCCCUGUGGGCUAAAAAAUGCCAACUAGGUCCUGAAUCUGACCACUGACAAAAAAAUUAAGACACAUGAAAAAAUAAAUAUUGACAGUUGGAUGGAAAUGACCCAACUCUUGUUGAAAGCGUAGCAAAAAAAUUGCCUUUUUUAAUUCAAAUUCAUCCAAAAUUUAGCAGUUUUCAAAGCUUGCAGCCUCCCUCAGUCUCCUGAAACACAUGUCAUUUGCCAGCGUCUUUUCUUGUAUUGCUCCUUUACUCUUUGGUCCCCCUUUUCAAGUGUUGUAAAGUGUAAAGAAAAGUGCAUGGUUUCAUUGCAAAAUGCCUUAAAUGCAUCAUCCAAUCAUCUUCCUGUGUGGAAAACCAGCCACCCGUUCUGUCAAUGAAGGAUUCAUGUAUCUUCUCUCCUCAUGCUGUCAAUCAUCUGUUGACAGUUGGUGUCUCAUUUUGGACAGACGCUCUUUUUACAUUUACAUACAAACACAAAGUGUCCAGAUACAUUUGCAUCUUUACAUUCCAGUUAUCUGCUCUUCUCCCAGAUACAAACAAUCACAGCGUUCUUAAACAUUUCCUCAAGAGAAUUAUUUUAGAAAUAU
Messenger RNA from Plectropomus leopardus (leopard coralgrouper), 5964 nucleotides. It is a transcript of the gene fgfr4, whose product is annotated as fibroblast growth factor receptor 4. Gene Ontology annotation, cellular component: signaling receptor complex; plasma membrane. The record is from RefSeq and is a predicted model, not a curated record. Gene Ontology annotation, biological process: positive regulation of kinase activity; cell surface receptor protein tyrosine kinase signaling pathway; regulation of bile acid biosynthetic process. Gene Ontology annotation, molecular function: ATP binding; fibroblast growth factor receptor activity; fibroblast growth factor binding. Lineage: Eukaryota; Metazoa; Chordata; Actinopteri; Perciformes; Serranidae.